AUGGUUACAGAUUUCAUAGCGACGUUUUAUCUCUUAUUGGCAAUCUUCAGUAGAACAUACGCUUCGCUGCAAUGUUUUAACGACUGUCAUUUUACUCAAUCGUUAGAUUCUCCACUGACCAUUCCAAAAGAAUGCAACAAGACUCGGUCUGAUACAUUAUGUCAAGUUUUAUCCAAGAUAGACUACAAGCAAAACUUGUUGAAAGUGACGCUCGGUCACGAAAUUUUCGAUGAUCGAAAACGAGCAUUGCUUGAUAAAUACGAUUAUACUCAAGAAACAACCACAAUUGAUUCAACAAGUGUUCGUACAACUCUAUUUUAUUCAUGCACAUUAGAAGAUCAAUGUGAAGGAAAAUUUCUACUCGAUACAGUAUCAAAAGUAAUUAAACAGGAUUAUACUUCCAUGCAACAAAGAUUAAUGGAUCUCUUGGGUUCUUCUGAACCGUCUUUAAUAACUUGUCGAACAUUCAAUCAAACGGUUCAGUGCAAUGGAACAUGUGCCAGUGAGCGUCUUCAAGUUAUAAAUGAGGAAACUAGUCAACCGUCGCAUAUACACGAUUCGCUCUUCUGUCGAUCUGACAAAACCUCACCAAAUGUGGUUAUCGUGACUGCAAAAGUACCAAGAAAUAACAGAACAAUACUUUCUCGUACGAUUGACUUUGACUGUUCGAAAAAUAAUUGCAAUAGUUUGGAAACAACAGAUCGUGUUGAGAAAAUUGUUAAUGAAAAUUAUAAAGCUUUUUACUAA
Adineta ricciae is the source of this 747-nucleotide messenger RNA. The record is from the annotation of a GenBank genome assembly. Lineage: Eukaryota; Metazoa; Rotifera; Eurotatoria; Adinetida; Adinetidae.